Messenger RNA from Durotheca rogersii, 1572 nucleotides. Its product is annotated as protein phosphatase 5. The transcript has 7 exons. The coding region runs from base 1 to 1434 and encodes 477 amino acids. The record is from RefSeq and is a predicted model, not a curated record. Gene Ontology annotation, cellular component: cytosol; nucleus. Gene Ontology annotation, molecular function: protein serine/threonine phosphatase activity; protein binding. Lineage: Eukaryota; Fungi; Ascomycota; Sordariomycetes; Xylariales; Xylariaceae.
AUGGCUUCUGCUGCGGACCAGGCUACGGCCCUCAAGAACGACGGCAACAAGGCCUUUGCCGCCCACGAUUGGCCCAAGGCCAUCGACUUAUACACCAAAGCUAUAGAGCUAAACGACAAGGAACCAGCUUUUUUUACGAAUAGAGCACAAGCUUACAUUAAAUCGGAGGCCUAUGGUUACGCUAUUGCCGAUGCUACGAAGGCGGCAGAACUAAACCCGAAGUUUGUCAAGGCCUACUUUCGCCGCGCCGUCGCGCACGCCGCCAUUCUCAGGCCCAAGGAUGCCGUCCAAGAUCUAAGAAAAUGUGUCACCCUCGAUCCGACGAACAAGGACGCGAAGCUUAAACUGGCCGAGUGCCAAAAGAUUGUGCGGCAGCUCAACUUCUAUGCCGCCAUCGAAGUUGGAGACGAGCCCUCCGCGGCCGAGGGCCUCGACCUCAACUCCAUGACCGUCGAGCCCGACUACGACGGCGUGAAGCUCGGCGAGGAGAUAACCCAGGAGUUUAUCGACGACAUGAUUGAGAGGUUCAAGAGCGGCAAGAAGAUCCACAGAAAAUAUGUCUAUCAGAUUGUCAUCGCGGUCAAGAAGAUCGUCUAUGAGGAGCCGACGAUGGUGGAGAUGAAGAUACCCGACGAUGUUAAGCUAACGGUUUGCGGUGAUACACACGGCCAGUAUUACGACUUAAUGGAGCUCUUCCGGUUAAACGGUAGGCCGUCGGAGAAGCAUUGGUACUUAUUCAACGGAGAUUUCGUCGACCGCGGCUCUUGGUCGACGGAGAUUGCCCUAUUAUUGUAUGCCUACAAAUGGCUGCGCCCCAGCGGCAUGUUCCUGAACAGGGGUAACCACGAGACCGACGACAUGAAUAAGGUGUAUGGGUUUGAAGGCGAAUGCAAAGCAAAGUAUAACGAGCGGGUUUUCAAAUUGUUCUCCGAAAGCUUUUCUGCUUUGCCACUAGCUACACUCAUCGGCACCCGGUACCUCGUCUUGCACGGCGGUCUAUUCUCAGACGACAACGUGACGCUAGAUGAUAUUCGAAAGGUCAACAGGCACGCCCAGAGGCAACCGGGCCAGUCCGGCCUGAUGAUGGAGAUGCUAUGGACCGACCCUCAGACGGCUCCCGGCCGAGGCCCGAGCAAGAGAGGUGUGGGCAUGCAAUUCGGCCCUGACGUGACAAAGAGGUUCUGCGAAAAGAACGGCCUUGACGCUAUCAUCCGAAGUCACGAGGUUCGCAUGGACGGGUACGAGGAGGAGCACGACGGGAAGUGCAUCACUGUCUUUUCGGCUCCGAAAUACUGCGACCAGACGGAGAAUAGGGGCGCUUAUAUCAACAUUGGCCCUGAUUAUAAGCUUGAUUUCCACCAGUUUGACGCGGUCCCCCAUCCGCCCAUUCGACCUAUGGCCUACGCCAAUAACUCGCUCAUGUCUAUGAUGUAAAAGGGGAAACGCGGGUGGGAUUUGCUUUUUGCGGUUUCACGUGCUUGGUUUGCGUAGAUGGGUGGGAUUACCUACAUAGCAAUCUUUGCAUAUGUGGCAUCGCAUCGGCAUAGAAGCAUUGGCGUUCGCGGGCGGGGG